Molecule: messenger RNA, 3235 nt
Organism: Harpia harpyja (harpy eagle)
Lineage: Eukaryota; Metazoa; Chordata; Aves; Accipitriformes; Accipitridae
Exons: 16
Coding region: 409-2121 (570 amino acids)
Cellular component (GO): precatalytic spliceosome
Molecular function (GO): zinc ion binding; single-stranded RNA binding; double-stranded RNA binding
Source: RefSeq, a predicted model, not a curated record
GUUUGUAAAGUUCCAUGUAUGAGUUCUCUAAGUCUUCAGUCACACUAUCGUGGUGUAAAGCAUAAAAAGAUCUGUAACAGUAAUUUGCUUGAAAAAUCCCAAGAAAAAGAUGAGGUGGAAAUCUCACAACUCUGUUUUGACCAGCAUGUAACUUGAAACAUCAACCAUACCUAAAGAAAGAGAAAGCCCUGAGACCCGAGACUGUCUAUUAAGCUGAGAACAUGAAUCCAGGCUGUCGUAUGUCAAUGAAAACAACAGUUGUGGUGAAAGGUUGAAAACGUGGGAUAUAACUAGCUCACGGUGGAAAUGGAAGUCUUGUUGUAAAGGCACUGAUGAUGACAUACAAGAUUUUUAAAGUACAGGAAGCAGAGAACAUUGGCAGGUCCUCCAGAUCCGGUCCAAACUCCGAUGAAGCAUGAAACACAGAGACCAGUGAAGAGAGGACUCACAAAGGACAUAACCUGUCUGAAGGAUUUUAUGAAUGAUCCCAUAAGAGAUGAACCGCUAGUUGGUUUAGAACAUGUGGUUGAAAUCAGAUUUGAAGGAAGAAAAGAGCCGCAUUAUGAAUGCAAGCUGUGUGGGUUGAAUACAGAGAUGGCACCUAUGAUAGAACAUCUUAGUGGAUAUAAACACAGAAGAGCGUACAUCUCUAAAGAAUUUCCAGAUAAAAUGAAGAAAAAGAAAACAGAUGUAAGAGAAUGCAAAGUCUCAUUUUUCAGACGGAUAGCAGGAGAGCUAGAGAAGACUGAAGGGUUAAAAAUGUAUAAGAUCGAAGGUUACGUAAGACCGAGUACCUCACCCCCAUCAAAGAAGAAAGCAAGGCGGGAAGAUUACUGUAAGCAUGAGAAUGAUCCUGUUCGGAAACAGAAAGCUCUAGAGUUCUUGGAGACUUUUCACAUCACCUCAGACUCAGAAGCAACACUUGUUGUUCAUAUUACGCAGGAACUCACAGAAGCUUUGAAGGCCUUUUGUGAAAAGAAAGCAGCAGUUAAUUAUACUAACAGUCUGAGGCCCCUGAUGUCAAUAUCUCAGGAUGAAUUUCCAGGAAAGAAAAGCAUCCCAAAACAGUAUAAGCCAUAUGGAAAAUCCAAAGGAAAUUCUAACUGGAAUCAAGGUUUUUUGUCUCAGUAUGAAGAGUGUUCUGCAGCUGCUUCUUUUGCUCCUGCGAACUCAUACAGUUACCAAACAGAUGAUGGAUCAUCUUCCUAUGGACUAAGAUCUAAUGACUUUGCAAUGAUGUCUGCGCUCAGGGACUCUUUUGCUCUUCAGACUGGAAGUCCUGCCAGUGGUAUCAGCGAAUGGCUGAGACAGUUCAGCCGAUCUGCUUCUGGCAGUAAUUCAGCUGGUGGGGCCUCUUCCUAUGAGACAAGUCCAGUGAGUGAGUACUCAGCAGAAUGUAUGUCCAACGAUGUGCGAGGAAGUAAGCUCCCUGAUAAUAGAAUCUUGUGUGGCGGGGAAAGUACAAACUGGAGGAAUCAACAAGCGUGUACAAAAGCAAGAAGUGUAAGUGAUCAAAGAUUAUCUUAUCCCAAUUCUUCUGCCUCAUAUGCUUCAUCUGGAAGAUAUUCCACAAACUAUCUUUUGCAAAGCUAUUCCUCUUACAAGAAUGAUGAGUCUGUGAAUACUUGUAUAUCUUCUGCAAAUUCUGCUGUUUCAGGAAGAGGUGGCUCCAGGUGGAACGAGGACUCUAGCUGGAAUCAGAGCUCUAGCUGGAAUCAUGAGAGCUCUAGCUGGAAUCAUGAGAGCUCUAGCUGGAACCAUCAGAGCUCUAGCUGGAACCAGGAAUCUAGCUGGAACCAGGAAUCUAGCUGGAACCAGGAAUCUAGGUGUCAGGGAUUCAGGCAUCAGAAGUCAGGCUACAAGAGUGAUUGGAGUUCACAUCAGUACUCAUUUUCAGGCAGUGGUUCGUACAGAGAUUACCAGCAAUUCAGAAGCUCAGAUAAGAUGUUUGAUGAAGAUGCUGUUGGUCUUACUCCUAACAUUUUGAAUAGACUACGGGGAAAGGACGUACCUACAAUGACCAGGAUGCUCAAACAGUUGGCUCCAUAUUAUCCAGCACUUCAAAAACUAAAUAUUCAGACAUUAGUCAAUGUGCUAGUAGAAACUAGAGGAAAAGAUUAAGGAGCAACAGCAGCUGAACUGGAAACAGAUGAACAGAUUGGAGAAUCUCCAUCUCUCGGCUUUCAGGAAAGAGACUGCAUUUAAUUCUGUGUUUGACUGGUUUUGGAAGGGGAAAGGGAGGUAGCGUUUAAUUUCUUAACAUGUGAAAUAUAGCUGGAACACAAACUUGCACAUAACGGAGGUGAACAUACUAUUUUGUUUAGGCUUUUUUAAUGUAUUUGUUAUAUCUUAGUAUAUUACAGAAAAAAUCUUUUGUUAUUUUUUGAAAAUAUGUUAAUGUUAUUCUGUCAGCAAAAAGCUAAUAACCCUUUUAGCACCCUUCCCAACUCAGAAAAAAAGAAACGUUUAGUUUUAUGUUAUCUACUUAGAAUAUUCACUGAAAAUACAGGUCCGUUGCAUGAAAAUACAGGUUUACUUUUCUUCACACAAAUGUAAGGCCAGUUCAGUUAAUUUGAGGCUUUAUAAUUAGCAUAUUUUUAGAAAUUGAUACACUACAUUUCUGUUUAGACGAAGAAAGGAGAAUGUCACAGCAAAGGUAUUCUCUGUCUUAACAUGAUGCUAUAUGAGGAAAAUGUAAUCUAUUCUAGGGGAUUGGUAUGUAAUGGAGCAUAUUACUUGCUUUCAUUUUUGCAGAGUAAAACCAGUCGUGAAAUAUAUACAGAUUUUUUUAUCACGUUGUUCGGAAUGAAAUGGUUACAAAUCAACUAAAAAACUCAUUUGAUGGAUUAGUCCAUACUAAAAUAAAAAUUCUUGAUUCUUUCUACUGGCAAAAGCGUACUAAGAAAGAGCAGAACCUAUAAGGCAGUCAGGUAAAAUAAUAGGGAAAAAUCAAAAUGGCAUGCUAACUGAGAAGCACUUACCAGUUCAUGAUGUUUGUCAGUGGUCCCUACUUACAUUUUCUUUUCCCCAGACUUCGGAGCCACAUGCUCAUGAAUGCCUGGCUUUAGAUGUCUACUUUAUCUAAUCAAAUCAAGCUUACAUGGAGCUAAAGAAAAGAAGUGAGACAGUUUACUCCCCAGUGUCCGUUUUCCUUUUCACUGCUGUGUUGUGGACUAUCAUACCUGAAAUAUUUCUCUGUCUCUGUGCAUUAAAUACUUGUGCUAAACCAGGGUUA